Molecule: messenger RNA, 1821 nt
Organism: Oppiella nova
Lineage: Eukaryota; Metazoa; Arthropoda; Arachnida; Sarcoptiformes; Oppiidae
Source: the annotation of a GenBank genome assembly
AUGAGCCGAUCGGCCUACUGGUCCUAUUUCAUGGCAUCCCUUCUCAUAGCUUUUCUCAUCUAUCAGUCCCUAAAAGCCGUCAAUAAGAAAGUGAAUAAUAACGACGCCUUCACCUGUAGUCUCAUCUCAUUAUUGGUGUCAUUCAUUAUAGAAGUACUACUGAUGUCACAACUGGUCUUCAUUUUAUUAACCCCUUCCGAAAUAAAGUAUCAGUUGCUCUCAAUAGUGGUUAUCAAUAGGUUUAGUGAUCCGAUGGCACCCUUACCUCCGCCACCACCACCCGCACCACCGCCACCACCAGCGGGUGGACCGCCUAAGCUCGCUAAGAACGAUGCUCAGGGUAGGAAUGCCAUGUUGUCUGAGAUCAGGUCCGGCACCAGACUUAAAAAGACCGCUCAAGUGAACGACAGGAGUGCACCCAUUCUCGAUGGCAAAGCGUCUUCGUCUGGAAAUAAUGGGAGUUCUGGUCCUCAAAAGCCGAUGCAGUCAUCGAAUGGUAUGUCUGGAGGACCGAUGCAAUUGGGAGGACUGUUUGCUGGCGGUGUCCCUAAACUGAGACAAACGGGCAGUAAGUUAGUGGCCAACCAAACGGGCAGUAAGUUAGUGGCCAACGGACUGACCGUUAGUGCGAAUAAAGUGAACAAUAGUUACACGAAAACUGACGAAUCGGUGCGACCGACAAAUACAUCCAUUAAGACUAGUCUUGAAUCGAAAUUUCAAAGCAAUUCAAACAAUAACUCAUCGUUUUUGCAUCCAAUCAAUGGACUAAAUGUUAGCAAUAAUAACAAAUUCCAUACAAUGAAAGCACGAGAGAAACCCAAUUAUGUGGUGAACGACAGCAAAGGACAGGCGCCUCAAGUGCCGCCGUCCGGCCCCACGAAGACCAGUGCCCCUCUAUUGCCCAAAAAGCCGCCGACAAUCCAGAGGUCCAACUCCCAGUCCAGUAGUAGAAGCGCAUCAAAUGUGAACCGAAGGCCGGGGCCGCCAAAUAUGAAACCCCCGCCACCGCCCAAAAUGGCUAACGGUGUGAACAGUGCUAACAGUGUUUCCCAUCAAACCAUUCAAUCGAAACCAUUGAAUGUGAGUCAAAGACAGAGUUUCAAAGACGAGAACUCGAGUGCAAAACCAGACUUUUCUGCAUUGGUGUCAAACUUCAACCAACAGUCCGUCAAACCUCCGGCACCGCCCAGGAAUGGCAACGGUAUGUCUCAAAGCCCGACAUAUCCGCCACCGCCACCACCCGUGUCGACGAUCCCGACGCGGCCUAACAAUACUGUUCAGCGGUUGCCAUCCAUGAAGGCCAGUGCGCCCACUAUUCCCAUACAGGCGCCCAAAGGGCCCGUCACCAGUCGAGCUCCGUUAGGACCUCCACCACCGCCUCCGCACAGAAGUACGUCUAAUGGCACACCUAAUAAUAACUAUCCCUCACAGCCACCGCCCCCGCCCUCGCUUACCAAAGUAGUCAACCCUAAAGUCAAUAGAAAUGACUUCUCAUCACCCGGUCCGCCCCCUCCCAUCCGGAAUACCUCUAAGACUACUUCCAAUAACAGUAGAGAACAAUUUUCGUCGCGAUUCUCGACAUUUAAGGGAAUCUUUGAACUGCCGGCGCCAUCGACAAUGUCCGCUCAAAAUAAAGUCUACCCGAGUCAGAUGCAACAAAGUCAGAGACGUCGAGACCCUCCACCCCCGCCCCCACAAGUGGCCAAUGGGACGGCGGGCAACUGGCCUCCAGUGAGCGCACACAACAACAACACUAAGAAAUUCUCAUCGAAUCCUAUGCUUCACAUACAGAUCGGCUCAUCUGUAGCCCAAUCCAGUUGA